Messenger RNA from Lactuca sativa (garden lettuce), 1535 nucleotides. RefSeq names its product surfeit locus protein 1. NCBI's taxonomy places the organism in Eukaryota, Viridiplantae, Streptophyta, Magnoliopsida, Asterales, Asteraceae. The record is from RefSeq and is a predicted model, not a curated record. Gene Ontology annotation, cellular component: membrane.
ACAGUAAGUCGAAUCAUAUACCGACUGAUCGACGCACUCCUUCGGUCCUUCCCUUAAUCGCCUUCGUAGUAGCGAAGUGGCAUAAACCCUAGCCACCAGAAUUCGUUCUACUGCUAAAAUCUCCAAUCCCUCCCUCGUCACUUAAUUAUUAUACAGGUUGCGAUCAAGCGCUUGUUCAGUAUGCUUGGCCAAGUAGGUUCUGAAGAGGAGGAUAAAGCUUCACUAUAGAUGCCAAGUUUGUCAUUAUUCCCAUGGCUUCCGUUUCCAAAAGCUUCUUAACAGCAAGAAGAAUUGCUCGAGCUUCUUCAUCGAGGUGGGUCCCAGAACAGCUAUCUUCUUCAUUUGUUUACUCAUACUCCUCCGCCGUUGCUGCCGCUGAACUUCCACUUCCACCUCCACCUCCACCUCCACUACCAACAUCUUCUUCUCGAUCUCAAGAGAAGCAAAAAGGAUGGACAAGAUUCCUGCUUUUUGUUCCGGGAGCUAUCACUUUUGGAUUAGGCUCUUGGCAGAUCUUCAGGAGACAAGAAAAGGUGAAAAUGUUGGAGUACAAACAGAGCAGAUUACAAAUGGAACCUAUUAACUGCAACUACAUCACCCCUUCAGGUGAAAAUCUGGACUCUUUAGAGUUCAGAAGGGUGAUCUGCAGAGGAGUUUUUGAUGAUUCAAAAUCCAUAUAUGUUGGUCCACGUUCUAGAAGCAUAUCAGGAGUGACAGAAAACGGAUAUUACCUGAUUACCCCUCUUAUGCCCCUCCCAAGCAGUCCAGAAAGCUUGCAGAUGCCUAUCUUAGUGAACAGAGGAUGGGUCCCACGAAGCUGGAGAGACAAGUCUGUGAAAAUUCUAAAAGAGGAUGAACAAGAGCAUCCUACAAACAUGGAAUCUGAAUCUACUACCAGACAAGAGAGCAGUUCUUGGUGGAGACUUUGGUCUAAGAAGGCUGAUAUUACAGAAAAGGAAGAGGACGAACAGUUAAUGGUGGAUGAGGUUGUUGGAGUUAUCCGUGGAAGUGAGAAACCUAGUAUUUUUGUUCCAGCAAAUGAUCCGAAUUCAUUUCAAUGGUUUUAUGUUGAUGUUCCUGGGAUUGCUCGUUGUUGUGGGCUUCCUGAGAACACGAUAUACAUUGAAGCAGUGAAUGAAAAUGUGAACCCAAGUAAUCCAUACCCAAUUCCAAAAGAUAACACUGCAUUGAUACGAAGUUCAGUAAUGCCACAGGAUCAUCUCAACUAUACAAUCACUUGGUAUUCUUUAUCAGCAGCAGUUACGUUUAUGGCUUUCAAGAGACUACAGCCUAAGAAGAGAAUGAGAUAAUAAUUUGAGGUGCUUUUGCUGAUCAUAUUUUUGUGUUUGUUUUUGCUUCUCUUUUGAAAACUGACAAAUUCCGGGCUAGGUACACAACAUUGUUAGCUCUUUUUUUAUGUUUGAGUUGACACAUUGUUUAGUUUGUUAUUAAUAAUCACAAUACUUGAUUACUUCAGUAAAAUAUUUGUUAUUUUUAACAUACAAGCUAAUAUAUAAUAUAUUUGAUUUCAUAUA